AUGAUCCAGUUACUAGACGGCUGCGGAAGCAGUAGUGUUGAGUACCCAAAGAUUACUGUUCUUGAUGCUAUUCUAAUGAUUCAAGAUGCCUGGACCCAACUCAAGCAAGGGACAAUUGUUAACUGUUACAAACACGCUGGUUUUGUCCGAAGCAAUGUAGAAAGUACUAUAACUUCGAACGCAGAUGAUUUUGACGAAGAAGACGACGUUCCGCUGAGCAUUUGGGCGAGGGCUAUUGAUAAGCAUCAGUUAGCCAUAACAAACGAGGACUUUGAACAAUACGCGUGUGUCGAUGAUGCUGUCGCCACUUGUGAAGAACCGUCUGAUGAAAAAAUUGUGGAAAAUAUCAUCGCCAACGACACGAAUAGCAAAGAUAGCGACGGUGAUGAUGACGAACCAGAGGAGAUUCAUUCAACCUUGAGUGUGUCUGAAGCUCUGAAGGCUGCGGAAACGCUCAAUGUGUUUGUUCAGACUAACUUCGAUGAUGAUCUUAUGAAAACAAUGAUGUCACGAAUUCACAAUGCUGUACGAAGUUCUUACUACCGAACAAAAGUUUGUCAAAAACAAACUCAAAUAACAGACUUUCUACGUUUGUAA
Messenger RNA from Arctia plantaginis, 597 nucleotides. NCBI's taxonomy places the organism in Eukaryota, Metazoa, Arthropoda, Insecta, Lepidoptera, Erebidae. The record is from the annotation of a GenBank genome assembly.